CUUUGGCUGGUGGCUGCUCUCCAUCAUGUGGAGGGACUUUCUGGCCAACCGGCAUUACUUCAUUGCGGUCCUCAUCCCCUUGGUCUUCCUGCCCCUGCCCUUGGUCCUGCCUUACAAGGAGGCAGGAUGCGGCUACAUCAUCUGCCUCAUGGCUCUCUUAUGGUGCACCGAGGCUUUGCCGCUGGCAGUCACGGCUCUGCUGCCAGUCCUGCUCUUCCCAAUGAUGGGCAUCAUGGACUCCACUUCGGUGUGCAAGGAGUACUUGAAGGACACCAACAUGCUCUUCCUGGGCGGCCUGUUGGUGGCCAUUGCGGUGGAGCACUGCAACCUCCAUAAGCGCAUCGCUUUGCGGGUCCUCUUGAUCGUGGGAGUCAGGCCUGCCUUGCUCCUGAUGGGCUUUAUGGUCGUCACGGCUUUCCUCUCCAUGUGGAUCAGCAACACCGCCACCACCGCCAUGAUGAUGCCCAUUGCCCAGGCCGUGUUGAACCAGCUCCACAAAACCGAGCAAGAGACAACCGGACCCGAGACAACAGAGAAGGCAAACAGCAACAUCAAUCCAGCUUUUGAACUGCAGGAGCAAGCAGUGAAUGGACAUGUAGUGACCUUGGAGAAGGUGAGAUCGCCCGAAACGGACUAUCAGAAGCUUGAGGAAAAGCACCGCAGCACCUGCAAAGGGAUUAAUCUGGCGGUCUGCUACUCAGCCAGCAUUGGAGGCCUGGCCACCUUGACCGGGACCACCCCCAAUUUGGUGCUGAAAGGGCAGGUGGAUGAGCUCUUUCCGCACAACGACAACGUGGUCAACUUUGCCUCCUGGUUCGGAUUCGCCUUCCCUACCAUGGCCAUCCUCCUGGUCCUCUCCUGGAUAUGGUUGACGGGGUUGUUCCUGGGCUUUGAUUUCAGGAAGAAUUUUGGCUGGAGGGCCAGUGAAUCGGAACGGCACCGCUUGAAAGCAGCCUACGAGGUCAUCCAGAAGGAGUACCAGACUUUGGGGGCUAUGAAGUUCUCUGAAAGCAUCGUUUUGGGCCUCUUCGUGGUCCUGGUCCUCCUCUGGUUUACCAGAGAACCUGGUUUCAUGCCCGGUUGGGCUGGAGCCCUUUUCAACAAAGGCGGGAAGAGUUAUGUGACAGACGCCACUGUGGUCAUCUUCAUUGCACUGCUGAUGUUUGUCAUCCCUUCUGAGCUCCCUCGUUGUGGUGCCUCGAGAACGGAAGGGAGCCCAAGGGCCAUUCCAGCCCUUUUGGAUUGGCCAACUGUCCACAAGAAUAUGCCCUGGAACAUCAUCAUCCUUCUGGGAGGAGGCUUUGCUUUGGCCAAAGGCUGUGAGGUCUCUGGCCUCUCAGACUGGCUGGCGGGCCAACUCAGCCCAAUGCAGAGCAUCCCACACCCGGCCAUUGUCUUCCUGAUGUGCCUCCUGAUCGCUGUCUUCACCGAGUGCACCAGCAACGUGGCCACCACCACCCUCUUCCUCCCCAUCCUGGCUUCCAUGGCGCAGGCCAUCUGUCUGAACCCGCUCUAUGUGAUGCUGCCUUGCACCUUGGCUGCCUCCUUGGCCUUCAUGCUCCCGGUGGCCACCGCCCCCAACGCCAUGGUCUUCGCCUAUGGACAGGUCCGCGUCAUCGACAUGGUCAAGGCCGGCUGCAUGCUCAACCUUUUGGGCAUCGUGACCGUCUCCUUCGCCAUCAACACCUGGGCCAUCCCCAUGUUUGACCUCCAUCGCUUCCCUUCCUGGGCCAAUGGGACCAGUGGUCAAUGCUGAUUUCUCUGGUCACGGACUGAGACUGUUAGGACUCCCUUUGGGGAGGGGAUUCUGAGUUCGAAACCAGCCUUGUAACGGCUGCAGAUGACGUAUCCGGACACAUGUGCAGAGUGCAAAUGGUUUCCAUGUCCAGCUGCUGUGCCGUCUAGACUUUGGACAAACUACAGAGCCCAUCCUCCUGUUUAUUGGGAGGUUCGGUGGGGUUUGGGGCAGGGGGAUCUUGUAAGGGGUGAAAGGAACCAUAUUUUGUAU
This is a messenger RNA of Anolis sagrei ordinatus, 2008 nucleotides long. It is a transcript of the gene SLC13A2, whose product is annotated as solute carrier family 13 member 2. Gene Ontology annotation, biological process: transmembrane transport. Gene Ontology annotation, molecular function: transmembrane transporter activity. Lineage: Eukaryota; Metazoa; Chordata; Lepidosauria; Squamata; Anolidae. The record is from RefSeq and is a predicted model, not a curated record. Gene Ontology annotation, cellular component: membrane.